CCGCCCGCUGGCCCGGAAGCAGUGCGCGGCCGUGCCCGCCGCCUCAGCGCUGAGAUGGCGGCGGUCUCCGUGCUGCGGGCGCCCGGCGGCGGCUUCAGCUUCGACAACUGCGCUCGGAACGCGCUGCUGGAGGCCGAGCAGGUGCCGCAGGGGCAGCGGCUGCCCGCCGCCCGCAGGACCGGCACCACCAUCGCCGGCGUCGUCUUCAAGGAUGGUGUGGUCCUUGGAGCAGACACAAGAGCAACUGAAGGGAUGGUUGUUGCUGACAAGAACUGUUCAAAAAUACACUUCAUUUCCCCCAAUAUCUACUGCUGUGGGGCUGGCACAGCUGCAGACACUGAGAUGACAACUCAGCUCAUUUCCUCCAACCUGGAGCUGCACUCCCUGUCCACCGGGCGCCUUCCCAGGGUUGUGACAGCCAAUCGAAUGCUGAAGCAAAUGCUCUUCAGGUAUCAAGGCUACAUUGGAGCUUCCCUGGUUUUGGGGGGAGUGGAUGUCACAGGACCUCACCUUUACAGCAUCUAUCCCCACGGGUCAACUGACAAACUGCCUUAUGUCACCAUGGGCUCUGGAUCUUUAGCAGCCAUGGCAGUAUUUGAAGAUAAAUACAAGCAGGACAUGGAGGAAGAAGAAGCCAAACAGCUUGUGAGAGAUGCCAUUGCAGCUGGCAUAUACAAUGAUCUGGGCUCGGGCAGCAACAUCGACAUCUGUGUUAUCAGCAAGAACAAGUUGGAUUUUCUCCGUCCUUACGACGUGGCCAACAGAAAGGGGGACAGGUAUGGUAGAUACAAGUGUGAAAAAGGAACCACUGCUGUUCUCACAGAAAAUGUAGCACUCCUGGAAAUUGAGGUGGUGGAUGAGACUGUACAAACUAUGGACACUUCCUGAACCAUCAUGUGCAGCCCUUGGUGCCACUGGAGACCAGCACCAGCCAUGAUUAGGAACCUCCCAGCAUCAGGGAAACCUGCAGCCAAGACAGAAUAAAGAGGGUUCUGACCAUUCUCCUAA
Molecule: messenger RNA, 1008 nt
Organism: Apus apus (common swift)
Lineage: Eukaryota; Metazoa; Chordata; Aves; Apodiformes; Apodidae
Gene: PSMB7
Product: proteasome 20S subunit beta 7
Exons: 8
Coding region: 55-888 (277 amino acids)
Cellular component (GO): proteasome core complex
Molecular function (GO): threonine-type endopeptidase activity
Source: RefSeq, a predicted model, not a curated record